UAACAUUUUGCACAUAUAACCACAUUCUACACACGUGCCGACGUUUCCAGAGAUGCACUGCUAUUCAGGUUUUCUUCGAUCCAGUAAUUCGGUUCAUUAAACCGCAUAUUUCCGAGGUCGCAUUUGGCAGGCUUUUUGGGCCUCUGUGCUGCCGUCGUUUUCUGAGCUUUGAGCCCACCUGGCCCGCCCUCCUUGCCGUGUCAUUGGACACCGACGGUAAUUCUCUUUCUUGAUUGGCCGUCUGGCACAUCUUUAAUUUUGAGUCUCGGCAACCAUUCGAAGUUGGGGAAGUGCCUAAAAACGAGAUAACUAGGGAGUCAACGGAAUGCUAAUAUUAUAUGUUAACCUGGCGCUUAAGCUGCGCAUUUUAUCAAAAAGGUGAAGGACAAAAAAAACUAUGAUUUCAUUCAUCUGAAUAUUGGAAAUCAAUUAGACAAUGAAAUGGAUAACUCAAAGAAUAAACGAAAGUUAAGGUCAGGAAAGGAAGUAGCUGAUGAUAAAGUGGUACAUGAAGAUGAAGGGAAUGGCUCAAGUGUCAAACAGGGAUGUGAUGUCCGAUCUGAGGCUAAACGGCCCAGGACUAGCAACGCCACUGAUGAAGACAAGACCCCAGGUGAGCCUUGUCCAGCACCGGCGGUGGAAGCAACAGCGACUACAAGAGAUGGGCAGCAGCCCGAUAGUGGCCCCACAUCGGACUGCAGCUGUGAGUGCACUGUUUGUGAUUUUGUGGCUAAAACCCCUACAGCUUUGAAAGUGCACACCACAAGAAAACACUCUCGGAAGGGGGCUGGCCUUAGGGGCGAUGGCAGUAGGAGAGGAAAAGCAAAUCAAAACACUGAACAGGAAGGCCACAUCCAAAGCGCUGUAUCUUUAGAUCCCAGCAACAAUGAAAGUAUCCAACAGUGCUGCUUUAAGGCAAACAGUACUAACCAGAUAGACAGGCAUGUGAAGGAGACCCAUCAGGAAAGUCCCAGUGGGGAGACGGAGACGGAGGCAGAGAAAAACGUGACUGUUAAGUUGAGCAAAAACAGUGAGAUGGCCCGCCGGGAGAGCCAUCAUAACGAUGGUGAUGACCUACCACUCGCAGGGUCCAAAACAGACUGUGGACCUGAGGGGCCCAGUCCUGCUCCUGGGACAAAGGUGGGCCUUAAUAACAAAAGUGAGCAGGAUAACAGGGUCAGUCCGACUCGCAUGCUGUUAGAAAUGGUUGAUAAUAAUGUGGAGAAGACACACAUGGGAAAAGAAGCAGAGAACGAAACCAUGGAAGAGUUGGAAAGCAUCAAAGCCUCCGACGGAAGUAGCCAAAAGAGAAAUCAGGGUCUUGUCAAAGGUUUGAAGGCAGCAACAGACUCUGAAAUUGACAUUGACCCCACUGAGAAAAGUGCUAAUGUUGAUGCGGCAGGUGGCACACCCGGUAGCAUUCAAGCAGGGAAAGAAGCACCCACAGUACCUAUAGCACAAGGACAGGUUCACAGCAAAGUUGUUAAAAGAGGGUUAAAACCUAAGACUCAAAACACCUGUAGCUACUGUGGACAGCUAUUUCCAGACAGGCCUAGCCUGGCAAUUCACGUUAAAAGGCAGCAUGCUAAAGAAAGUAACUUCCUUUGCAAAGUUUGUUUGUACUCUUGUGCAACAAAGUCUGAAUAUGAAAAACACUGCUGCAGCAGCAGGCACAAGAGAUUGGUUUCAGAAAAGACUGGGACUCAGGGUGCCCUGGCACUAGUGGCCAGUAGCGCCAAGCAGCAGAACGUUCAUGAAAUUGAGUUUCAUGCUCAUGGCGAGGGCUCCAAAUCUAGUGCUACUCGUCUGGCUGCUGCCCAGCUGCUGAAACGCUCAGCAAAUGCCAGGGUGCAGCUGCAGUGCAAGGCCUGUGCAUACAAAACAUACUCCUCCACUCUUCUGCUGAGGCACGAGAGGCUGAAGCACUCCAAGGAGAUCCGCUUCCAUUGCAAGCCCUGCGGUUACUAUGCAUCGACUUCAGAGGGCAUGGAGAAACACCUCGCCAGGAAGAAGCACCAGCAGUCAGCCAGGAGAGAGAACCUUGGAGCAUCUUUUGAUGAGUGCGUGGAAAAAGUAUGCUUGAAGUUGUCAGAAAUUCAACCACCUCCCAAUGAGAUCCCAGAUACCAGCAAGGACCUGACAAAUGAUGAAGACAACCUUGAUGGGCAAACCAACGAAGCCACAGGUGCUGAAGGAAGUGCAGAAGUUAUUGACCAGAAAAGCCUGCCUAAAAAGAGACGAGGUCGGCCAAAGGGGUCCACUGUUACAACUUGUGACUAUUGUGGGCUGAUAGCCUCCAAUGCUACCAAUCUCAGUGUCCACAUCCGGCGGAGGCAUAGCCACCAGUAUAGCUUUGGCUGCAAGUUAUGCAGCUACUAUUGCGUAACCAAAGGUGACAUGGAUCGACACUGUGCCACCAAGAAGCACAUGAAGCGAAUGGAGGAAGCUAACGCUGAUAAUCCAGAAGAUAAUCAGGUAGAUCCAAGCAGUGUGGUAGAAGUUCUGAACAAUGGACAGCCAUCCCAAGCAAAGACUUCUGGGGAUUAUCCUGGUGAAGGAGAAGCCAUGCAAGCCACACAGGGGUCUUUGGAUGAAGCAGCAAUAGCUAGUGGGCAACUCUCUCAUUCUGAGGAUGGACAAGAAUCUGAGUCUGGACAGGUAGUGUCUGUCCUAGGGAAUGCAUGUCAGGAACUGGAUGGCUCAGCUCAGAAAAAAAGCAAAUACGACUCUGUCAACUCUUGUGCUCACUGUGAUUUUGUUGCCCAUUCUUUGCCGUCUCUGGACCUUCACAUAAAGCGGAAGCACACCAAGGACUUUGAGUUUGUCUGUAAGGCCUGCAGUUACUAUGCGGUCACUCGCCGGGAAAUGACACGACACGCCACAACUGAGAAGCACAAGCAGAAGAGCCAGUCCUACCUGGAGUCUCUGAGGAAGAAUGAGAGCAGGCCGAGCCAGGCAAACAAAGAAGCAGAGAAUGAAGGAGAGCCCAAACUGGAGAGCAACGAUAUCCCUUUUACAGAGAGUUCCCAGGUGGACGAAACUGUGUCAGACCAAAAGACAAAUGCUGGAAAAUGUCAGAGUGGUGAAAUGUCAGAAAGUGUUGCCUCUGUCCCAAAUGUUGCUAGAGAAGCAACUGGCUCAGCAGAACCAUACACUAUAGAUGCUGUUGUGAGUGAGAAGGCCGUAAAAAGUCAAGGAAACCUCGAAACUAUCAACAAUGAAGGACAUUCAGCCUUAGAUGAGAAUUCUAAAGAUGUUGAGCUGAGCCGUGGAGAAAGCCCAGCACCAUCAAAGGACAUUCCAUUGACUAAACCUGCUGGAGAACCAGUGGAAGACUCUGCUCUAGAGUCAGAGGAACUCCCUGAGGAUGACCUCCCAGAGGGAGGAACAGAAACAGAGGAUGACUGCUUGGUGGAGAGUCUGUCAGAUGCAGAUCCAGACUAUGCUGACAGAAGAGAAGAUGGUUCUUUAUCUGUCAAGCAGCUAGUAAGGGCUGUUCCUUUCGAUGCAUCCAUUGUUUCCGCAAAAGCCUUUCUAGAACUGGAGCCCUCUGCGCUGGAUGAAACCCAUGCUACGAGGACAUCAUCUGCUGGUAACUCUGCUGGCAAUUCAAGUCCUCUGAGUGGCAAGAAAAAUAGUGGUCUUAGGUCCAAGGGAUCCACGAGCUCACGGAUCCGCUGUGAGGACUGUGGCUUCCUGGCUGAUGGCCUGAGUGGCCUGAAUGUUCACAUAGCCAUGAAGCACCCAUCAAAGGAGAAGCACUUCCACUGUCUUCUAUGCGGCAAGUCCUUCUACACUGAGAGCAACCUGCACCAGCACCUGACUAGUGCUGCCCACCUGCGCAAUGAGCAAGCCAGCAUCGAGGAGUUGCCCGAAGGCGGAGCCUCCUUCAAAUGUGUCAAGUGCACGGAGCCCUUUGAGACGGAGCAGGACCUCUUCAUGCACAUCAAGGAAAAGCAUGAGGAGCUGCUGCGUGAGGUCAACAAGUAUGUCUUGGAGGACACUGAGCAAAUCAACAAGGAGCGUGAGGAGAACCAGGGCAACGUGUGCAAGUAUUGCGGGAAGGUGUGCAAGAGCAGCAACUCUAUGGCCUUUCUGGCACAUGUCCGCACGCAUACAGGGUCGAAGCCUUUCAAGUGCAAGAUCUGCAACUUUGCCACCGCUCAGCUUGGAGACGCCCGCAACCACGUGAAGAGGCACCUGGGCAUGCGGGAGUACAAGUGCCACGUGUGUGGGUGGGCUUUCGUGAUGAAGAAACACCUAAGCACUCACCUCCUAGGCAAGCACGGCGUGGGGCGACCCAAAGAAAGGAAGUUCGAGUGUGACCUGUGUGACCGCUCCUUCAGCGAGCGCUGGGCCCUGAAGAACCACUGCAAGCUGCACACGGGGGAGAAGCCCUACAAAUGCGAGUGGCCGUCCUGCCACUAUUCCUUCCUCACGCUGUCGGCCCUGAAGGACCACGGGCGCACUCACACGGGAGAGAAGUCCUUCCUGUGCGACCUCUGCGGAUUUGCGGGCGGGACUCGCCACGCCCUGACCAAGCACCGACGGCAGCACACGGGUGAGAAGCCCUUCAGAUGCCAGCUGUGUAACUUCGCCUCCACCACCCAGUCCCACCUGACGCGCCACAGACGCGUGCACACGGGCGAGAAGCCCUACCACUGUCCCUGGUGCGACUACAGAUCAAACUGUGCCGAGAACAUCCGGAAGCACAUCCUCCACACGGGCAAGCAUGAGGGUGUGAAGAUGUACAACUGCCCCAAGUGUGACUACGGAACCAACGCUCCGAUGGACUUCCGGAACCACCUGAAGGAGAUGCACCCGGACAUCGAGAACCCGGACCUGGCCUACCUGCACGCAGGAAUCGUGUCCAAGUCCUUUGAGUGCCGCCUGAAGGGUCAGGGCGCCACCUUUGUGGAGACUGAGACGGCGUUUGCAGCAGACGAGGCCUCCCAGGGUACCCGGCACGUGGGGGUCGCCCGAGCGGGCGAGGAGGCGGGUGCCGUGCAGCAGGUCAUCAUAAUCCAGGGCUACGGGGGCGAGCUGGCCGUGGACAGCUCCCUGGAGGAGUCCGCCGCUGCUGCCUUGCAGACGCUGGCCGAGGUGCUGCACAUCACCGAGGACGGGCAGGUCAUCACCGGGGGCACCACUGCCGCAGCGUCCGGGCACCACCAUGGCACCGCUGCCACCCAGUACGUGCUGGUGGAGUCUGGGGAGUCGGAGCUCGCGGAGGGGGCGGCCACCUCCACGUCGCCCAGCACUCUGGAUGCGCUGCUCUGUGCCGUUACUGAGCUGGGCGGGGCCGAGCAGCGAGGGGGUGGAGCCCAACCGGAGGUCAGCCCUAAGGACGACAAAGAUUACGAGAGCAGGCCGGCAACGGGCGGAGAGGAGCAUUCUGAGGAGGUGGAACAGCAGACCGCGGUGGAGGUUUACGGCGAGGUGCUGGAGGAGCAGACCGGUGAGCCCGUGGAGGUGGUGACCCAGGUAGUGGGGUCCGCCGUGGGGGUGCCGGGCCCCCAGGACGUCGUGCAGGAGGUGCUGCAGUUUGCCGCGACCCAGCUGAUGAUGAAGGAGGGGCUGACGCAGGUCAUCGUCAACGACCAGGGCACCCACUUCAUCGUAACCGAGCUAGAGGACGGUGCACUGCAGGUGGAGGGUGCUGUCUACGGUACCGGUGCUGAGGCCGCCCCUGUCGAAAGCGUGGUGGUAUAUUCCAACUCCACCUCGCAGGACACCAUCAUGGAGGAGUGAGGGGAAGGAUAGAGGGGCAUUCAAUCCUGCUGUCUGCUCGUUUUGCCGUGCUGUGUGUUGAAUCGUUUCUUUUUUUUUAAAAACAAAUACUUCUACCAAUAAUAACUCAGGAUGAUGUCAAUUUCUGUGGUACUGCAGUCUACAGUUACAACAAUUACACAAGGAAAUGAGCAUGAUUACAAAGAAAGCGUUCAGAAGCUGGAAGAGGAUUACAGAUGCAGUGCAGCGAGAUAUGUGAUCUGCACAUGGACCUUCCGUGUGCUGUCAGCUGUCCAGCUGUGUACAACCAUUUUUGCUUUGGUUUUUUAUUACAGCUGUUGGCUAAGAACAGUCAUUUUCCACAGCGUGUUUUGCAGGAAAUGACAUAGGCUCUCUCUUCAAAAAGCUGUCAGAUGUUUGCAUAUUCGUUUAUUUGUUGCUUGGUUUUGAUUCGUUUGGUGUAUUUUUUUUCCCCCCCUUCCUAGGAUUUAUCAGGAAAAAGGGCCACUAAUGGUCCGCUUUCACCCACAAUGCACUUCUGCACCACACCACAAGUAAGGAAGCAAAACACUUUGUGUUUGUCCUUCUGGACUGUGGUCGGGUUUUUUUUUGAGAAGAGGUGCAAAGCAGUGUGUUUUUUAAAAGUCCAUCGGGAAUUUCUGUAGUUUAGGGUGUCAGAGCAGAUGCAUCCAGGUUUGUACAUAGCAUUGAAGGAGUUAAACUGCUUGACCCCCCCCCCCCCCCCCGUUACCAAGGAAAGGGGUGCUAAUGGCUAAGGGGCAAAGCUCGUCCCUCUAUUCAGAAAUAAAGCGCUGAUGAUCCAUGA
Messenger RNA from Paramormyrops kingsleyae, 6556 nucleotides. RefSeq names its product zinc finger protein 407 (gene znf407). Gene Ontology annotation, molecular function: zinc ion binding; nucleic acid binding. The record is from RefSeq and is a predicted model, not a curated record. Lineage: Eukaryota; Metazoa; Chordata; Actinopteri; Osteoglossiformes; Mormyridae. Gene Ontology annotation, biological process: positive regulation of transcription by RNA polymerase II. Gene Ontology annotation, cellular component: nucleus.